Phialemonium atrogriseum is the source of this 1288-nucleotide messenger RNA. RefSeq names its product glycoside hydrolase superfamily. The transcript is spliced from 7 exons. The coding region runs from base 106 to 1113 and encodes 335 amino acids. The record is from RefSeq and is a predicted model, not a curated record. NCBI's taxonomy places the organism in Eukaryota, Fungi, Ascomycota, Sordariomycetes, Cephalothecales, Cephalothecaceae. Gene Ontology annotation, biological process: glucan catabolic process. Gene Ontology annotation, molecular function: hydrolase activity, hydrolyzing O-glycosyl compounds.
CGUGCGCUGGGCCGGCGUCUCCCAGCGAUGAGCCUCACCCGCAACUCCUGGAUCUCUUUCCCCCCUGUCUCUCCCUCUGACUAAACCGAAGAGCCGAAUUCAACCAUGAGGUUCCUGGACCUGCUUCUCGGCGCCGUGGCCGCGAGUUCGGCGCUGGCCGCCCCGGCCGGCGAGGACAAGAAGAAGCGGGCUUCCAAGUUCGAGUUCGUUGGCGUCAACGAAUCCGGCGGCGAGUUCGGCAACACGGCCUUCCCAGGCCGCCUGGGCAAGGACUACACCUGGCCUGUUGAGGCUACCAUUGACACUAUGAUCAGCCAGGGCUUCAACACCUUCCGCAUUGCCUUCAUGAUGGAGCGCCUUAUUCCCGACCAGCUGACCGGCACCGUCAAUGCGACCUAUCAGGAAGGUCUAAGCCAGAUUGUCAGCUAUGUCACCAGCAAGGGUGCCUAUGCCAUCGUCGACCCCCACAACUUCGGCCGGUACUACGGCAAUAUCAUCACCGACACGUCCGGCUUCCAGGCCUGGUGGAAGACCACGGCGGCGCUGUUCGCCUCGGACGACAAGGUCAUCUUCGACACCAACAACGAGUACCACGACAUGGACAACUCGCUCGUUGCCCAGCUCAACCAGGCCGCAAUCGACGGCAUCCGUGCCGCCGGCGCCACCGAGCAGUGGAUCUUUGUUGAGGGCAACUCGUGGAGCGGCGCCUGGACCUGGGUCUCAAGCGGCAACUCCGACUCCCUCGUCAACCUUAAAGACCCCUCGGACAAGAUCAUCUACGAGAUGCACCAAUACCUCGACGCCGACGGCUCGGGCACGCACACGGACUGCGUCUCGUCGACGAUCGGUUCCGAGCGCCUCGCGGCGGCGACGGCGUGGCUCAAGUCGAGCGGCAAGCGGGCCGUGCUCGGCGAGACGGCCGGCGGCAGCAACUCGCAGUGCAUCGCGGCCCUCAAGGACAUGCUCACCCACAUGGAGGCCAACUCGGACGUCUGGACUGGCUGGCUCUGGUGGGGCGGCGGGCCGUGGUGGGCCGACUACAUGUACAGCAUGGAGCCGCCCAGCGGUACCGCGUACGUGGGCGUCUUGCCCAGCCUGAAGGACUUUAUCUAAGGUUCCCUUCUUGACGUGGGGGGCGGGGUUGUCGGCCUUGAGGGCUGAACGAAGAGGGGAUGCGUGGGAUGUUUUCGCACCAUCCCGAAAAAUUGUAAAUAACUGUCUUCUGUUUCGUGUUGGAUAUUCUUAAGCGGCGAUAGUUUGUAGCAGGUGAACAUGAAGAAAACAGGAG